AAGUUCUUCUCUCGGAUUUGUCUUCGGUGCUUUAGCUUGUGAGCUAACCGACGUAGGCAAGGCGCAUUGCGACGGCCUGAGACUUUUCCUCUUUUCGGGAUGUUUUCCGUGGAAUGUGACGAAGUUGGACACUUAUUGUUGGGCAACGGGAGCUCAUCUUGGACGUCGGUUGCCUUUGUGGCUUUCUUGGACGUGCGCGCGUUCGACGCAGCCGCCAUUGUUCUUGGACCGCCCCGAACGUGUCGGCUCAUUUCCACGUCGUUCGCUUCAGAAUUGCGUCCGAAGCGAACCGUUUCCUUUGAUGCCGCCUCGGUUUGAUAUGUGUAAAAUGUUCCCUUAAUAUCCGGCCACGCCAGAAGUCCACUUUUCACAAAGUCAUUGAGGAUUUGAAAUUGGACGUAAUAGCGAUUCGUGAAUUGAGCCAACGAGAUUUCGUCCAAAGGUUGCCAAAGCGCAAAUGGACCAGGUGGCCACCGGAAUCCACGUUUUGAAAGCGCCGGAGACUUAAACGGCUCGUGCGGCGCCGUCAUGGACAUCCGGCCCAACCACACCAUCUACAUCAACAACAUCAACGAUAAAGUCAAGAAGGAAGAGUUGAAGCGUUCUCUGUACGCGCUCUUGACGCAGUUUGGCCAGAUCGUGGAGAUCGUGGCCAUGAAGACCAUGAAGAUGAGGGGCCAGGCCUUCGUGGUGUUCAAGGAGCUCGCCGCCGCCACCAACGCCCUGCGCCAGCUGCAGGGCUUCCCCUUCUACAACAAACCCAUGAGGAUCCAGUACGCCAAGACCGACUCUGAAGUCAUCACCAAGGUCAAAGGAGCGCACAGCGACCGAGAUAAGAAGAAGGACAAGAAGAAGAAACCUCAGGACGCCGCCGUCGCCCUCGCCAGGAAAGCCGCCAUGGUGCCGUCGCUUGCGGUUCACAUUCCGCCAGUGCAGGUUCCCGACAACCCGCCCAACUACAUCCUGUUCCUGAGCAACCUGCCUGAGGAAACCAACGAGAUGAUGCUGUCCAUGCUCUUCAACCAGUUUCCCGGCUUCAAGGAGGUCCGUCUGGUUCCCGGGAAGCACGACAUCGCCUUUGUGGAGUUUGAGGGCGAGAUGCAGGCGGGCGUGGCCAAGGACGCCCUGCAAGGCUUCAGGAUCACCGCCACCUGCGCCAUGAAGAUCACUUUUGCCAAGAAGUAGGACCGCUCCAGCGCUGACGGACAUUUUGAGUCUACUUUUUGAUCGUUGUCGUGCUGGAAGGGGUUUUUCCUUUUGUAAAUUACCCGAAAUAAAAGUUUUUCUUUUUUUUGUACGUGUA
Messenger RNA from Syngnathoides biaculeatus (alligator pipefish), 1303 nucleotides. RefSeq names its product small nuclear ribonucleoprotein polypeptide B2 (gene snrpb2). The coding region runs from base 529 to 1185 and encodes 218 amino acids. Lineage: Eukaryota; Metazoa; Chordata; Actinopteri; Syngnathiformes; Syngnathidae. Gene Ontology annotation, molecular function: U1 snRNA binding. Gene Ontology annotation, biological process: mRNA splicing, via spliceosome. Gene Ontology annotation, cellular component: U1 snRNP. The transcript is spliced from 7 exons. The record is from RefSeq and is a predicted model, not a curated record.